AUGGAGUUUGUGGCCGCGCUGCGCCUCUGCCUGUGGCUGGGGCUGGGGCUGGGGCUGGGAUCCGGGCCGGGGCCGGGGCUGGGCCACCCGCAGCCCUGUCCCCGGGGCGCGCAGCUCGGGGGCCCGCUGCGCCUGGGAGCCCUCCUGCCCCGGGCGGCGGCCCUGCAGCGCCGCUUGCGGCGCGCCCUAGCCCGGGCUGUCUCGGAGGGCUCAUGGGGGCCCGAGCUGGGGCCGGAGCCGGAGCCGGAGCUGGAGUUGGAGGCCCCCGCGCCCCCCUCCCGGGACCCCGCCUCGUUGGCAGCCUGGCUGUGCCGCCUGCUGGCCCGGCCUGGGCUGGCUGCACUGCUGGCCUUCCCCGAGUCCCGGCCCGAGCUGCUGCAGCUUCACUUCCUGGCCGCCAGCCUGGAGACCCCCGUGCUGAGCCUGCUGCAGCUGGACGCGCGCCUGCCGCCUGCCACGCCGAACCCGUUCCACCUGCAGCUGGACUGGGCCAGCCCCAUGGAGACGCUGGUGGACAUGCUCCUCUCUGUGCUUCGGGUCCACGCCUGGAAGGACAUCGCCCUGGUCCUGUGCCGCAUCCGUGAUCCCGGCAGCUUCUUGGACUUCUGGACCCAGCGCACGGGGCUGACCCCACGGAUGACCCUGGAACUGAGCCGGCUGCCUGGAGCCCUGGCACGCCUCAAGGCACUGUCUGGGGAGCCUCCCCCUGUCACAGCUGCCGUCCUGUUUGGCUGUGAUGCCAACCGUGCCCUCCAGGUGCUGGCUGCUGCCCCCCCUGGGCCCCGCUGGCUCCUGGGCACCCCCCUGGAGGCCACAGAACUGCCUACACAGGGCCUGCCCCCAGGAGUACUGGCCUUUGGUGGGGAGAGCCAGCCUGUCCUGGAGGACCUUACCCAGGAUGCCGCCGGGCUGGUGGUGCAGGCACUGGGCAGGGCUGCCCAUGCCCACCCUGACCAGGCCCUCUUCCCCUCAGUAGUCAGCUGUAACAGCCCCCGGCUGGCAAGGCCUGAGUCCUGGGGCCAGCGCCUGGCUGGGUUCCUGGCCAAUGCUUCCUUCCACGGUUGGACGGGCCACAUGUGGGUGACGGGCACCUCCCAGGUCCGUGUCCAGCGCCACUUCCAGGUGUGGAGCCUCCUGCGGGACCCCCGAGGUGCCCCAGCCUGGGUGACGGUGGGCCACUGGCAGGACGGGCGGCUGGAGCCGGCGGAGGGUGCGGUGUGGCUAGGGGCAGGGGGACUUGGAGGGCGGGUGCCCCCCCCACAGAAGCUGCGGGUGGUGACCCUGGUGGAACACCCCUUUGUAUUCACCCGGGAGGUGGAUGAAGAUGGGCACUGCCCCGCUGGCCAGCUGUGCCUGGACCCGGGCACCAACGACUCAGCCAUACUGGGCGAGCUCUUCGCUGCGCUGGACGAGCCAGGCAACAGCUCGGUGCCCCAUGAUCUGCGCAAAUGCUGCUACGGGUACUGCAUUGACCUGCUCGAGCGGCUGGCAGAGGACUUACCCUUCUCCUUUGAGCUGUACAUCGUGGGGGACGGCAAGUACGGUGCCUGGCGCGAUGGGCGCUGGACCGGCCUGGUGGGAGACCUCCUUGCAGGCACCGCCCACAUGGCCGUCACCAGCUUUAGCAUCAACUCGGCGCGCAGCCAGGUCAUUGACUUCACAAGCCCCUUCUUCUCCACCAGCCUGGGCAUCCUGGUCCGCACUCAGGACACGGCCUCCCCCAUCGGGGCGUUCAUGUGGCCCUUGCACUGGACCAUGUGGGUGGGGGUCUUUAUGGCCCUGCACCUCACCGCGCUCUUCCUCACCCUCUACGAGUGGCGCAGCCCCUACGGCAUGACGCCCCACGGGCGCAAUCGCCUCAAGGUCUUCUCCUACUCCUCCGCCCUCAACCUCUGCUACGCCAUCCUCUUCGGCCGCACCGUCUCCAGCAAGACGCCCAAGUGUCCCACGGGACGCUUCCUCAUGAACCUCUGGGCCAUCUUCGGCCUCCUCGUCCUCUCGAGCUACACGGCCAAGUUGGCGGCGGUCAUGGUGGGAGAGAAGACCUUUGAGGAGCUGUCGGGAAUCCAUGACCCCAAGCUCCACCACCCCUCCCAAGGCUUUCGCUUUGGCACCGUGUGGGAGAGCAGCGCAGAGGCCUACAUUAAGAAAAGCUUCCCGGAGAUGGCCGAGUACAUGAGGAGGCAUAACGUGCCCACCACCCCCGAUGGGGUCACCAUGCUCACGACAGACCCCCCAAAGCUCAAUGCCUUCAUCAUGGACAAGUCUUUGCUGGACUAUGAGGUCUCUAUUGAUGCUGACUGCAAACUGCUGACUGUCGGAAAGCCAUUUGCCAUUGAAGGCUACGGGAUCGGGUUGCCUCGGAACUCACCACUCACCUCCAACCUGACCGAGUUCAUCAGUCGCUACAAGUCGUCAGGAUUCAUCGAUCUGCUGCAUGACAAAUGGUAUAAAAUGGUGCCCUGUGGCAAGAGGGUCAUUGCUGUCACCGAGACUCUGCAGAUGAGCAUCUACCACUUCUCGGGGCUCUUUGUCCUACUCUGCCUGGGCCUCGGAUGUGCCCUCCUCACCUCUUUUGGUGAACACAUCUUCUACCGCCUGGUCCUACCUCGGAUCCGCAAGCACGCCAAGCUACAGUACUGGCUGCACACGAGCCAGAAAAUCCAUCGGGCUCUAAACACUGGCUUAGACCAGCAGAAGAACCAGAAGCCGGAGCCAAAGCCGGAGCCGAAGCCAGGGCCGGACCCAAGUUGCGAUCCCCAGUGUGAGCAGAGCGGCAAGAACAGCCUUAGGACGACUGUGAAGGGCGAGCGGAGGGUCCGAUUUCAGGAACCAGAGGUCAAGGGGCCUGACCUGCAGCUCAUCAACGGGCGCCUGCCUCAGCAGCAGCUGGCAGUGCAGCCAGAAGGGAUUCCACAGCCCCCUCCUCUGGCGGCCGUUGCUGCCGCCCCCACUACUCCCACUACUCCCACCACUCAGAGUGAGCUGAAGGCCCUGGAGCAGAGAAUCGAGGGCAUGCGGGACCAGCUACGGGCUGCCUUGCUCAGGAAGAGUGAGCUGGUGCUCUUGCUUGGGAGGGACCUGCCCCCCCACAGCCGGCUCCUGCUGCCCCCCCAGGAGGUCAGUGAAGGCAGGUAACCGUGCCUGACUGCCCACCAAUCCCACAGCCUUCCCGUUACUCAGCACCGACGCUCUGGGGACGGGCCCUGGAGAAGCAUAUUGGAAGGCAGCAGGUGGGAACCUACCUAGCUCUGCCCAGUGGAGAGAGGUGGUGGCGGCACCCAAGCUCCUGUUUUGCUUUGCUGUUCUGGGCAUUCCUGGCCGGCUUCCUGUCACCCUUUAGGAACAUUCAAUACAACAGCUGCUGCCCUCAGGCCCCUCCACAAAAUGGAGACCACUUCUAAGUCAGGAUGUGCCCAUCCUUUGGUGUCAGCUGGCCCAGGGACAGGCUAAUUUUGGCCAAGGCAGAAACCGUGUGCAGGUCAUCCCGAGACCACCCAGCACAGGCUGAGGGUACUGGCCUCUUGAAGCAACAUCCCUUUGCAUGUCUAUGAGCUCCACAUUAAUUAGGAAGCACGGAUCCCAACCUCUCCCUCAACUGUACCACGGUGUCGGCUCCUCGGCCCGAAUGGCCCCAGCAGUUUCUCCGUCCGAGGGCCUCUACAUUCCAUAAUCCUGUAGUUACAGCUGGCAAAGAAUUUAAUCAUUAAAGAAUAUAUUUUAAACACCACAAAUAGGAGCCUGGAGAGAAAUACAGAUGUUAGUCUUUCACUUUCCUGUGGGCCUGGCGCAGAAUCAGGCCAGAUGUAGGCUGCGACAAACUGCCAAGGACGAGUAAAUGUAGGGAAUAACCCAAAACAUGCCCCACCAGAGAGAGGGCACCAGUGAAGGGUUACCACCUGCCAGCUCCAGUGCUGCACUGAGGAAGGCCUCUCAUCUACUGGAAAGACAGAUGAGAACUGUGGGAUGAGAAGUGGGGGGAGGACCCGUGGCAAUGAAAUCAUGACUCUAUCCCAA
Molecule: messenger RNA, 4017 nt
Organism: Vombatus ursinus (common wombat)
Lineage: Eukaryota; Metazoa; Chordata; Mammalia; Diprotodontia; Vombatidae
Gene: GRIN3B
Product: glutamate ionotropic receptor NMDA type subunit 3B
Exons: 10
Coding region: 1-3138 (1045 amino acids)
Biological process (GO): modulation of chemical synaptic transmission; synaptic transmission, glutamatergic; monoatomic ion transport
Cellular component (GO): plasma membrane; postsynaptic membrane
Molecular function (GO): NMDA glutamate receptor activity; transmitter-gated monoatomic ion channel activity involved in regulation of postsynaptic membrane potential
Source: RefSeq, a predicted model, not a curated record